GGAUAAGAAAGAUGAGAAUCAAGAAACGAUACCUUGUUUCAAUGCUAAGCUCAGGGCUGCCAGCGAUCAGAGCUACAAACAAAUUUGCCAAGCACAGAUGGUUCUUCAUGCAGAAUCCCGUUGUUGAGCAAGCUUUAGCGAUUUUCAUGCUCCAACUCUCAGUCGUCGUUAUGCUUCCUAUUCCCUUCAGCACCCAGCUUCCUGCCAUCUGCAUGGCUCUGAUUGCUCUUGGCAUUGCUGAAUUAGACGGUUUGUUUGUUGUGACUGGCCUUGUCCUCUCGGUCCUGGCAGAGAUUCUUGUGUUUGCAAUUCUCCGAACCAUGGCCUCCUUCCUCCUGUCCACCUUCGGCUUCAGGAGCAGUGUGCCCGUACCUCCUCCCCCCUCAGAUCCGAACUUUAGUCCUGUCUUACGUCUUGAUUGAUGCCCUCCGACAAAUACAUGUUGAUUUG
Guillardia theta CCMP2712 is the source of this 450-nucleotide messenger RNA. RefSeq lists its product as hypothetical. The record is from RefSeq and is a predicted model, not a curated record. NCBI's taxonomy places the organism in Eukaryota, Cryptophyceae, Pyrenomonadales, Geminigeraceae. The transcript is spliced from 7 exons. The annotation marks the transcript as partial.